UCUGCUUAUGCAAUUCAGUCGUCAGUCCCUUUCUAUAAUCAUCCAACCGCAGCUCGUCUUCGCCUAAAGCCCCCUACCCACCUCUCACUGCCCACCGAGACGGCCGAGCCCAGACCGCUCUUUUUUCCCUUUCCCUCUCAGACGGGGGAGUGAAGGGUUGGGACCAAAUAAUACAGAUUGGCUCUAUGGAAGAAAAGGGAAUAGACGAUGCCGCAGCCUGCCUUCAGAAACAAGUGUACUUUCGCACUUGGGAGGAUUUCUACCUUACAUAAACGCACUAAAUCGACCCCGUUUUAAGAAUUCGGAGAUCGACUGGGAAAAAUCGGAGGCAAAGCUCGUAAAACAUCUGUGUCUCCUGUUGGUAACGGGAUUCGGGGAAAAAAGAGCGCAGCAAUCAUAAUUAUUUCUAUCAUUAGUAAGACUGAGCUGGAGAUCCGGACCGUGAAGAAAGAGACUGAUGGGCUAGAAUUUAAAAGGCGCUCCGCCAACGUUCGCGAGUGCAUCUGUUCAAACGAGCCCUGGCGGAAUGAAGCAGCCUUCAACGCCCUGGAUUUAAGUGCAACUUCGCCUCCUUGUUUUACCCGACUCGCCUUUCUUUUCUAAUGAAUUCUAUUAGCUGCCGAGGAGCAUGUCUUCGAGGAAGAUUUCUUCGGAAUCGUUCAGCUCCGUGGGUUCCGAUUACCCGGAGAGUCCCGACGACGGAGAGUGCCCCUUCUCUAGGGUGUUCUGGAACGGAAAAAGCCCCUCGGGGUCCCUAACGUGCCCCUUUGAAGAGGCCAUCGUAAGGAGGGUGCCCCGCAGGAGACGGGUCAACCUCGACUCGCUAGGGGAGAGCCUCAGGAAACUCACCUCGCCAACGACGCCGACCCUCCAGCAAGCCCUUCAGAGAACACUACACUACUAUAAGCAGCAUGUCAUUCGAUACAAUGAAGAUGAAAAGGAACUGGAGAGAAUUUCCAGCAGAUGCCAGUACUUGGAGCGCUCAACUAAUGAGGACAUGGCAGAUGAUAUCUCAGGAAUUCUACAAUGCACCGCUACAUUACUUGGGGUGAGUUUUGAAGAGCUGCGGGAAAGAUUUGGUGAAGAGUUCUUCACCCUGUGCUUUGAAGAGAAUGAACGAGUCCUACGAGCUGUAGGAAGCACUCUGCAAGACUUUUUCAAUGGCUUUGAUGCCCUGUUAGAGCACAUAAGAACUUCGUGUGGCAAGAAGGUUUCAUCAGAGUCCCCUUCCUUUCUAUGCAAAGAACUGUCUGAGGAUAGCUCUCUGAUGCUCCAUUAUUUUCACCCUUUUCCCAUUGUUGGAUUUGCAAUGCCUGGAAUGAUCAAAGCUACUGCCAGCAGGAUUUAUAGCAUGGAGGUUCAGGUUGAGCAGGUUGUCAGUUCUGUGGGAAAAUUGGUUUUAGAUGGAUCAAACCCAGGUAACUCUAACUGCUUGUCAUUUCUCAUCAAGAUCUGCCAACUUCCAGAGCCUUCAAAGAACCCCCCUUUAAAGCUCUCUCGUUCUGCCUCUGACCUGAAGAUUGGCUUAAGUACCUUCUACAGGGCAUUUCCGUUCCAUCUUAUGCUUGAUGCUCACAUGACACUCCUGCAACUUGGAGAAGGGCUCCGAAAACAGAUCAAAUGUGAGGUUCAUCGAUCUUUGAACUUCCAUGAUUGUUUUGAGGUUGUCUCUCCAAAAAUCCCCUGCAACUUCCAAGCAAUUCUCUUGAGGCUGUCCACCCCUUUUGUUAUAAGGACAAAGCCAGAAUCGUCUGAGCUAGGACAUCGAGAAAAAGUGAUGGAAAUCAAAGGACAGAUGAUACAUGUUCCUGAAUCCAGUUCAAUCCUCUUCUUGGGAUCCCCAUGUGUAGACAAACUGGAAGAACUGAUGGGUCGUGGUUUGCAUCUUUCAGACAUUCCCAUUCAUGAUAUGACCAGAGAUGUCAUACUCGUUGGUGAGCAGGCUAGGGCUCAGGAUGGCUUGAAGAAACGUAUGGACAAGCUUAAAGCCACACUUGAAAAGACCCAUCAAGCUCUGGAAGAAGAGAAAAAAAAGACAGUGGAUCUCCUGUACUCAAUCUUCCCUGGAGAUGUGGCACAGCAGCUAUGGCAGGAAAAAACUGUGCAAGCUCGCAAGUUUGAUGAUGUUACUAUGCUGUUUUCAGACAUUGUGGGCUUUACUGCGGUCUGUGCUCAGUGCACUCCCAUGCAAGUGAUCAGUAUGCUGAAUGAACUUUAUACCCGCUUUGAUUAUCAGUGUGGAAUUCUUGACGUUUAUAAGAUAGAGACAAUUGGUGAUGCAUACUGCGUGGCAGGUGGUCUACACAAGAAGAGUGACAGUCAUGCCAAACCUAUUGCCCUGAUGGCCCUCAAAAUGAUGGAACUCUCUGAGGAAGUACUGACACCAGAUGGGAAACCCAUCAAGUUGCGAAUUGGAAUCCAUUCAGGAUCUGUUUUAGCUGGAGUAGUGGGUGUGAAAAUGCCUCGAUAUUGCUUAUUUGGAAACAAUGUCACUCUGGCCAGCAAGUUUGAGUCUGGAAGUCAUCCACGCUGCAUCAACAUUAGUCCAACUACAUACCAGCUACUGAAAGGAGACAAAACCUUUAUCUUUGUUCCUCGGUCACGCCAGGAGCUUCCAGACAAUUUUCCAAAAGAAAUUCCUGGAAUCUGCUUUUUCCUAGAGGCCAGCUCUUCCCAAAAGCUGAGACUUUCAACAAGUGUGUCCAAUCCCGGUGCCACAACAACUCGGAUCAGGAAGAUCUCCUACAAUAUUGGCACCAUGUUCCUCCGAGAGACCAGUUUAUGAGGGACAGUUCAGACUGUAGAGAAACUGGGGGAACUCUGAGAAGUACAUGGCUUCAUAACAGCAGGACUGAAAUUAAGCUCACUUGAUAGUUCAUACAUUAAAAAACAGGUUUUUAAAUUAUACUCAGAGCACUGCAGGUAUUAACUAUUUAUUGUGUAAUUUGGUGCCUUGAACAGUACAUUCAGAGAUUCUUAAUUGCUUGCACAAAUAAGCCAUCCUGGGCCACACUUUCAGAACAUUUGCUUUCUCCUGCAGUUGAACUGUAGCUUUCCUGCUUUCUCUUGUUGUCCUUUUUCCCAGCUUGUCUUCCUACUCUCUCCUAUCCGAACAGAUGCAAUGGGUGGCUUUUUUACCACAGCUCCAUGCCAGCUAGCUCUGUGUCUUUACAGUGGAAUGAUUUGUAUGGAUUUUCUGAUGCAGCAUCCCUUGGUAGCCAUGCUAAUGAUAAAGUGACAUGUGCUAUGACAGCAGCAUCUGACUUCUGCUCCAUAAGUUGAUAGGGCCAAAGCUAAGCAAACAUGGCUGUUCCAUUGAUGCUCUGAGCUUGGUUUAUGUACCAGCCACUAUAAAUACCUAUGGCACAUCCAGAGCUAGACAUAUCCAUCACUGUAAACUUCAUCUAAAGUUCCAUCACCCUACACACGAUUUUCUUUAGUAAAUUAAUAAAAAAGUGAUCUAACCUCAUGGACGUAUUUAGUAAAACAAGUAUAUUCACUACAGUGGUACGGAAUGUGAUUAGCAGUACUUGAUCUCAAGAAAAGGAAAGGAUGCCAGCAACGUAAGCAAUAAGAUAUGAAAGUGUGUAGCUGACACAGUUCUGAUUCAGGCCUGAAAGGAGCUCUUUAGUGGAAGAGAUACUGAACUGUCAGGAACAAAGAAUGAACUGCAUUUAGGAAAAGGUUUUUGACUUCACUUUAUAUUGAUGAAAUUAAUUUGUUUUCCAUUAGCCUAGUUAUUUAUAAUUCUGCUAAACUGUAAAGGGAAAGGUUUGUGCUCCGCCAGCCAAUUAAUUCUACCAGACGUACUUAAAUAUCUGGUAACAACAACCUAACCCUUGCUGUGGCAGGGAGGAUUUAACUGGAGAAAAUGUUUCUUUUUUAAGGUAUGAUUUACACGGAUGUUACUUGUUGAGCAUAAAAUAGGAACAAAGAGAAGUAGAAGGUUUGUGGGAAAAAGAUUCCAGACAUCUCUUGCUUUUACAUAUGAGUACAAAUGAAACAGGCCACUAUAUUCUGUACUCGGGCAAUACCAGCAAAUUAAUCUGUUCAUAGACUACAGAGGUAAAAUGCCAGCCUCGUAAGGUGAUUUAAGCAAUUUCACCUUUUCUCUACCAGCUGUGCAUGUGCUCCUCCAGUCAAUACAGCAACAUUCUUAAUAGGCACAGCAGGAGCGAUACAGAUCCCUUGUGGGGAAAGCAGCAUAUAAGUACUCUCUAUGGGGUGCUUUCCUGUUUCCAGUGCAGCAGACAAACUUAAACAGGCCUUCUAAAUAAUUGAGGAACAACAGUGAAAUGAAAAUGAUUUUCUCAUGGGUGUACACUUUUGAAUGAAUUAUGCAAGACUACCUCUCUAUGCAGUUUUGGGCAGCAAUCCCAAAAAAUAAUUAUUCAUAGGAUGAGUUUGGUAGGUACCAGCGAUCAAAUUUUUAAAAUUACACUAUUGUCAAGAGAGCAGUCUGACCUUCUACUUUUAUACCCUGGAAAAACAGAAUUUACUAGAAGGCCCAAAUAAUUGAAUGGUGUUGUAGAACAAAUAUAACAUACUGUACUUCACUACAGUUUCCAUCCACCUUUCCUGUUAUGGGCCAUAGAGGCAACACAGUUAGAUGGACCAACGGUGAGACUUUAUUAUAACCUCCAGGUACUUGUAAGAAGUUACAGUCACAACCAGGUCAAACAAGAGGUUUAAUCUCUCUAGGUGUUCUGCCUGUGAGUAUUCUGACUACAGAACCAAGCUAACAUAACUGGCUCUUCUUGACUAGGAGAAGCAAUGAUUUUAUUUUAAGCACUUUGCAUAUUGUUUAACUCCUCACACUACCAUGAAGAGUGAGACCGGCUGCUCUAUAAAGAAACCUAAUUCAAGCAGCUUAUAGUAUGGGCCUUUAACACUCAGACAGGGAAUGACAGAGAUACCUGGAGAGUGAUGAUUUGGCUAAACAACCUGCGUAAUCUAAAUCUAAGCAGUGAAUAGUGAUUAGAUAUUUGGGCUAGUCGUGAAUUAUCCGAUAGAAACACACAUUUGCUCAGAAUUGUCACCAGUGUCAAAGUACCAUGGCCCAAAGAUCAUCCAUGCGCUGUGUAGUCAUGGCAAAUGAUUUGAGGCGAAAUGUUCUGAAUUCUUAGUUAUGGUGAGGUGGUGAGGUGCUAAGCUGUCAGCUUAUAGGUUGGCUUAAACAGACUGUGCUUCUGCUGGGCAAACCUGGAAGACUCAAAUAGUUACUGAGGGUGAAACGUGAGUAACUAAUAGAUUUCUCUGAUCAGAUUUAACUUUUACCUCUAAAACUAGUUUUCUUGAAUUUCAGGAGAACUUCAGAAUCAUGGAGGUGACUGCACAGAGCUGUAACCUAAAGUUGGUUGGUGCCUGCCAUGGUGGCAGCCCGAGGGCCUAGUGAAGCUAUUUAUGGCAAAUUAAGCUAACAAGUUAAAUAGAAAAAAAAAAAACAACUGCCAUUCCCGGCAAUUCUUUCAGGAUAGUCUACAGAUUCAAUUAAGAAAGUUGGCCUCCAUGGUAAUGAGUGAGGUGUUAGAUAGGUGUCAGUUUCUGUAUGUAGCCUCCUCAGUGAAGGUAAUUCCUGAUGCAUUGUCUGUAGUUAGAUCCAUUUCUGUGGCUUAGGCCACUACGUGGGAAGUAAGACAGCUACGGACAUGGUUAAGAUCUGACCUGGUUUCAUUUUACGUGUCGAUUUAAUUUUGCUUGGAAGUUAUAAACAGUAAAGGUGGCUCCUGUAUUUAAAAUGGGAGACAAGAGACUGUGUUCCAAUUACUGAAGGAACACAUUUCCCAGCACACAUGGGAAGACUUUUGUCAAGGCACUGGCAAUGGAAACUGAUAGAUAAACCUGGAAGAACAACAAAGGUUUCCAACAAAAGUUUCAUUCUGGCCAUGGAAUUAACGAACCAACUCUUUAUUCUUUUACUGAUAUUUGAUGUGUUAUGUAGAGUUUGCCAAACCCUGCAAAACUGUGGUUUGUAGAUCUGGAGAAGACAUUUUCUUGAAUAUCCCAUGGUGUCUUUUGAAAGGGAAGUUUAUGCUGCAAGACUUGUGUUUGUCUAUUUGGUGUUGUCAAGUCUGUUUAAAGUUGGUGUAGAAAUCUGCAAAGUUUGCUGCUUGUUUUGUGGAAUGAUAUCAGGGUGCAACCAAGGAUUGUUAUGUGGCUAGUUUGAAGGCCUGAGGCUUACAUUUCUACUAAUACCUGGAUGAUGCUUUCAUUGUUACCCUCAUCAAACUCUGAUCUUUGGUAAGCACUAGUGUAGUUUACAGCUAAGUGUUAUAAUAUAAUAAAACUAGAAAAAGGGCCUGGUCACUGCAUUGAGUUAAAAUAUUUUCUUUAUGUUAACAAUGGUUUUCCGUGGGUGCUCCUGUUUCCUUCCUCAUUCCUAAGACGUUUACUGAAUGUUCAGUUAACUUAUUACUCUAAAUUAGCCAGUUGUGGCUGAUUAAAUACGAGUGGGGCUUGUAAUAGACUGGUAUCCCAUUCAGGAUUGAUAUCUGGCCAGUGUUACCAGCAAAGACUCCAACUCCUUACAAACCUGUCAUGAAAAAUGCAGGUUCCAAAGCAAAAAUAUUUUAUUAUAAUAAUUAUAUAAUAUUAUAUGGGCUGAGGUGAUGAUGUGAUAACAUAUAAGAACCUGCUUAUUCUAUUGCUGACCCUCAAGAAAUUUUUAGGCUAACCUGAUCGAAUAAAGGGCAAGGAAGGAAGAUGCCCAAGGACGGGGUGCCAGUCCAUCACAGAGCACAUUCUUAAAACAUAUGUUCUUGCACACAACACAUAGCUGACAGAGGUUUGAUGUGAAUCCAGUCCUCUAGCUGUGAGUCACCAUCAAUUAUAUUUUCUGUUCAACCAGCUUCUAACCCACCUAUCCAGUUCAGAGUAGUGGGAACAGGGGUCUCAUGCAUAACGGCAUGCGUAGAAUUCACACUAUAUAUAUGGCAUAUGGACAAAAGCAGAAAUGUGCGCACGCACAAAAAAAUCCAGUUGUAUGAAUCUAUGUGUACGCCAACUUUCACGUUCUACCGCUAAAUAAAUCCCGGUCAGCGUGAAAAGUAACACAUGUGCACACGCGUGCCGCCACUCCCCAACUCCUCCCAGAAU
Polypterus senegalus (gray bichir) is the source of this 7095-nucleotide messenger RNA. It is a transcript of the gene gucy1a2, whose product is annotated as guanylate cyclase 1, soluble, alpha 2. The record is from RefSeq and is a predicted model, not a curated record. Gene Ontology annotation, cellular component: guanylate cyclase complex, soluble. NCBI's taxonomy places the organism in Eukaryota, Metazoa, Chordata, Cladistia, Polypteriformes, Polypteridae. The transcript has 8 exons. Gene Ontology annotation, biological process: cGMP biosynthetic process; response to oxygen levels. Gene Ontology annotation, molecular function: guanylate cyclase activity; heme binding. The coding region runs from base 629 to 2785 and encodes 718 amino acids.